AUGUCUGAAGCUGUGGAGGUGAAGUUGCAUAUCAAGCUUAAUGUUAAUAAGAAGAAGACGAAUGUACUAUUUGCAGAAGCCGGAAGCGAUUUCACAGACAUGUUGUUAAGCUUCCUACUUCUACCAUUGGGAACGAUUGUCCAAGUCCUUGAGGAGCACUACGGAGACAAGGCGCCUGUUAUUGGGAGCUUGACCACUCUCUACAAAGGUGCAUCAAAUCUUGAUGUCAUCCAUUUCCGUCAAGAGGAUAGGAAAGAAGAGCUGAUCAAUUCAACACUUUUUGAGACUGAAUUGCGUAAACUGAGGCUCAACAUCCGCGGCACUCAGCCCACAAGUUCCACCUCUGGGAAAUCUUAUGAUGGAGUUUUCACUGAUGGUGCUGCUUCUUUCAUAAUCAGUGAUGAUCUCUACGUCUUUCCUAAUGGGCCCUGUCCGAUCACUGAAACUCUCACCUCUCUCGGCAUUGCUGUGGAAGAUAUGGAUGGAAUGGAGACAAGAAAUGUGAUGUUUGGAAGGAAUGAGAUGAUAGGUCUACUAAGGGAAUCGUUGAUUUCCUCGAAUCCACUCACUUCCUUCAUUUUCCCUAGCAGACGGAUGCCUGUAGCGACAGAGGGGCAUGUUAUGUUACCUCAUAUUAAGCCGAGGGGCUCUGUUUCGGAGCUAGAUAAAAUGAUUUUGAAAGUCAUGCUUCAAAAAUCUACAAACAAGUUACUGUUUGCUCAGGCAGAUGCUGAUUUUGUAGAUUUUCUUCUGUGUAUGCUCUGCACUUCUCUAGGACCAGUUGAGUGGUUUCUUCGCGGUAACACUGGUCUCCAGAAUAUGGAUAAUUUGUAUAUGAGUGUAGCAUAUAAUUUUUACAAUGUGCCUCAGCAAAUUUUUUACACGAAAGAAUUGCUAAUGAAGCCCCGGCCUAUUGAAUGUGAGUAUUGCAACAAAACUGGGUACCAUCUUCUGAUGUGCUGCAGAUAUUAUGUCAAGGGAGCGAACAUGUACAUGGUAAGUGAUGACUUGACUGUUUCACCGUUGGGUUUGACAUCUGGUCUUUCUGUUAUCAAUGAGUUGAAGAUCUCUUUGUCUGAUACAAAAGAAGUAGAGCUGCAAAUUGGGUUGGAAGAGGGUUUAAGCCUUUUGCAAGCUGCUCUCACGUCGACCACUGCUUUGACAGAUGGCCUUAUCAAGCCCUUCUUGAAGAAACAAGAACAAUUGAUUAAUUAA
Salvia hispanica is the source of this 1215-nucleotide messenger RNA. RefSeq lists its product as uncharacterized. The record is from RefSeq and is a predicted model, not a curated record. Lineage: Eukaryota; Viridiplantae; Streptophyta; Magnoliopsida; Lamiales; Lamiaceae.